AUGAGGAAUGAAGUGGAAGAUGCACCUGCGAAUGGAAAUGCUAAUGAGGAAAAUGGGGAGCAGGAGGCUGACAAUGAGGUAGAAGAAGAGGAAGAAGGAGGGGACGAUGAAGAUGAGGAGGCUGAGGCAGCUACAGGCAAACGGGCAGCUGAGGAUGAUGAGGAUGACGGUGUUGACACCAAGAAGCAGAAGACUGAUGAGGAUGACUAGACAGCAAAAAAAGGAAAAGUUAA
Molecule: messenger RNA, 233 nt
Organism: Pipistrellus kuhlii (Kuhl's pipistrelle)
Lineage: Eukaryota; Metazoa; Chordata; Mammalia; Chiroptera; Vespertilionidae
Product: prothymosin alpha-like
Exons: 3
Coding region: 1-210 (69 amino acids)
Biological process (GO): positive regulation of transcription by RNA polymerase II; negative regulation of apoptotic process
Cellular component (GO): nucleus
Molecular function (GO): histone binding
Source: RefSeq, a predicted model, not a curated record